Stegastes partitus (bicolor damselfish) is the source of this 996-nucleotide messenger RNA. RefSeq names its product Fas (tnfrsf6)-associated via death domain (gene fadd). Gene Ontology annotation, cellular component: CD95 death-inducing signaling complex. Bases 99 to 674 code for a protein of 191 amino acids. Gene Ontology annotation, biological process: regulation of apoptotic process; positive regulation of innate immune response; extrinsic apoptotic signaling pathway. The record is from RefSeq and is a predicted model, not a curated record. NCBI's taxonomy places the organism in Eukaryota, Metazoa, Chordata, Actinopteri, Pomacentridae. The transcript has 2 exons. Gene Ontology annotation, molecular function: caspase binding; death receptor binding.
UGAGGACGAUUUACCGGCAGCAGGAGGACUGCUGAGGACGAGGAAGUGAAAGUAAAAGUGGACUGUUUCCUGGUUCAGACGGACCAUUCCGGCCCGACAUGAGCUCUUUACAGUUUAACGCGGUUCUGCUGGACAUUUCCAACCGACUCUCACCCGAUGAGCUCCACAAUCUCAAGUUCCUGGAGCGGGAUAUCGGGAAACGAGAGCUGGAGAAGGUGAACACCGGCCUGAAGCUGUUCCAGAUCCUGAUGCAGAGAGGCAAGCUGUCAGCCGACAACACGCAACAUCUGUCCCAGCUGCUCGCACUCAUCAAGCGACAAGACCUCAUAGGCAAACUCAACGACUUUGAAAGUCCGUCUGAACCCACCGAGAACCAGCCGGAGCCUGCGGAGAGAGACAAACUGGACGCUGCCGCGGAGGUGAUUGCAGAAAAUCUGGGAAGGAAUUGGCGUAAACUGGGCCGCAAACUAGGCCUCACCGAUGUCAAGCUUGAGUCUGUCUCCAAGAAGCAUCCCACAGACCUGGAAGAGACGACACUGGAGCUGCUGAAGGAGUGGAGGAAGAGUAAAAGAGCUGAUGCCACGACAGAGAACCUGAUAGCUGCUUUGAGGGCCUGCCAGCAAAAUCUGACUGCUGAUAAAGUGGAAGACAGACUGAAAGCCCUUGAAAAUUGAUCGAGAUUAACAGAUCUGAUUAGACUGAAAUUAUUGCUGGGGGAAAAAAAAAAAGACUGCUCUGACUUACAGGAAUCAGCCAUCAACAAAUCUAUAUAUAUUUUUAUGUAUAUAUAUUAAAUGAAGCACAAAAAUCAUGUGUGUUGAGGUGAACAAAUCGACUCCUGAAUGUGAUAAAACACACACCAUAGAAAGCAAAAUGCCUUAUUGCUCUUCAGUGUCAGCUCCUGUUCAUCAUGACUUAUUGACUUAAGCUUAAAUCUGAAGAUUAAAACAAAAUAUGAACUUCUGAUUUAUCAAAUAAAGAAUGUACAACUGAAAA